Molecule: messenger RNA, 1191 nt
Organism: Rhinichthys klamathensis goyatoka
Lineage: Eukaryota; Metazoa; Chordata; Actinopteri; Cypriniformes; Leuciscidae
Gene: aqp10a
Product: aquaporin 10a
Exons: 6
Coding region: 155-1057 (300 amino acids)
Biological process (GO): water transport; glycerol transmembrane transport
Cellular component (GO): plasma membrane; basolateral plasma membrane
Molecular function (GO): water channel activity; urea transmembrane transporter activity; glycerol channel activity
Source: RefSeq, a predicted model, not a curated record
UUGCCUGCCUGAUGUGGGAUGUUUUUACCCUGCGAGGACAUUUAAAACAGGGUUUAAAGGUUAGCUGCGCUAAUAGACACAGACUGAGGUCAGAGAUCUCUGAACAGCAGGGCAGCAGCAAGUUUUGCACAAAACCUGCAAGCCAAUACUAAAAAUGAGUCCGGUAAAAAAGAUAGUUAAGAGGAUGAAGGUGAAAAAUGAACUGGCACGACAGGUUAUGGGAGAGGUCUUAGGCACUUUUGUACUUCUGCUGUUUGGUUGUGCAGCAGCAGCUCAGGUGAAAACCAGCAGAGAAACAAAGGGACAGUUUCUGUCUGUUAACAUGGCCUUCUCUGUUGGUGUCAUGUCUGCCAUGUACCUCUGCAGGGCGGUAUCAGGAGCUCAUCUAAACCCAGCUGUGUCUCUGAGUUUCUGUGUGUUGGGAGAUCUAGCCUGGAUAAAGCUGCUACCCUAUUCUCUUGCUCAAAUAUUGGGGGCUUACCUGGCUUCUGGACUUGUCUAUCUCAUCUACCAUGAUGCGAUCAUGGAGUUCAGUGGUGGAAUUCUGACUGUAUUUGGUCCUAAUGAAACGGCCAGUAUCUUUGCAACUUACCCAACUGAUGUGGUAUCAGUGCAGACCAACUUCAUCGAUCAGGUGGUUGGCACAGCCAUGCUGAUGUUGUGCAUUCUACCUCUGAAUGAUAAGAGAAAUGCUCCUGCUCCUGAAGCGUUGCUUCCACCCAUUGUAGCAACUGUUGUACUUGGGAUUUCCAUGUCAAUGUCGGCUAACUGUGGAGCUGCUAUAAACCCUGCCCGUGACCUUGGACCACGACUGUUCACGUUCACAGCAGGCUGGGGCACAGAAGUCUUUACGUGCUAUGACUACUUCUUCUGGAUUCCAUUAGUGGCUCCUUUGGUGGGGGGCGUGCUGGGGUCCUUCAUUUAUCUGGUCUUCAUUCAGUGGCAUCUGCCUGAGCUCGAGGAUGAAUCUGAGUCUGAGGAGAUCAAAGAGCAAACAAAGGUCAUGGAGCACAACAGCAAAAAAGACGAGUUAUACCUUAAAAUGGCUUCUAUUUAAAAGCCUGCAGGACCAUUGAAUCUGCCUCACAGCAUUUCCAGAACCUGCUUCCCCUCUUUUCCCUAUUAUUUCCAGACUGUUUUAUACUGUAAAUAAAAAAUGGGGAAAUGCCACAACAUAAAAACUGGGGAAAA